GCCAGGCAGUGCGCAAGCUCGCGUUCAGAGAGGCGGCCGAAGCCGCGGCCGCCAAGGUGGGAGGAGCGGGCGCGCCGAAAGGAGACGGCCGCGCGGCGGCCGAGCCGCUGGUGGCCGCAAAGGGCGAAGGAAGCGCCGAACCGGGCAACGCGCCAGUGAAGGGCGACGGCGCUGCGGCCGGA
Effrenium voratum is the source of this 182-nucleotide messenger RNA. Lineage: Eukaryota; Dinophyceae; Suessiales; Symbiodiniaceae. The record is from the annotation of a GenBank genome assembly.